Phycomyces blakesleeanus NRRL 1555(-) is the source of this 629-nucleotide messenger RNA. RefSeq lists its product as hypothetical. NCBI's taxonomy places the organism in Eukaryota, Fungi, Mucoromycota, Mucoromycetes, Mucorales, Phycomycetaceae. The record is from RefSeq and is a predicted model, not a curated record. The transcript is spliced from 2 exons. Bases 7 to 429 code for a protein of 140 amino acids. Gene Ontology annotation, cellular component: cytosolic small ribosomal subunit; ribosome. Gene Ontology annotation, molecular function: RNA binding; structural constituent of ribosome. Gene Ontology annotation, biological process: translation; maturation of SSU-rRNA from tricistronic rRNA transcript (SSU-rRNA, 5.8S rRNA, LSU-rRNA).
AUUAAAAUGGAAGCCGUUCAAACUUUUGGUCGCAAGAAAACCGCCACUGCUGUUGCUCACUGCAAGCGCGGACGUGGUCUCGUUAGAGUCAACGGUUCCCCCCUCGCUCUCCUCGAGCCUGAGAUUCUCAAGUUCAAGGUCUACGAGGUCAUCCUCCUGCUCGGUGAGGAGCGUUUCUCCAACGUUGACAUCCGCAUUCGCGUAAACGGUGGUGGUCACACCUCCCAGAUCUACGCUAUCCGUCAGGCUCUUGCCAAGGCUAUCGUUGCCUUCUACCAGAAGUACGUCGAUGAGGCCUCCAAGAAGGAGAUCAAGGACAUCCUUGUCCAGUACGACCGUACCCUCCUCGUUGCCGAUCCCCGUCGUUGCGAGCCCAAGAAGUUCGGUGGUCCCGGUGCCCGUGCCCGUUUCCAGAAGUCUUACCGUUAAAAGAAUCAAAAAAAAACAAGAAGAAAGAAAGGAAUCAAAGACAAGAUCAAGAAGAUGGAAAAAAAAAUUCAUUUUUGUAUUCUUCAUUUUCAUUCUUCUUUAAUUCUUCAAACUUUUUUUUUUAUUCUGCUUAUCACACAUUUUGUAACGGUUUCAAAGAUAUACAUAUAUAAACAAAACAACAUCACAAACAUCAACCC